AUGAGUCAACCCAAUACCAAACAAGUCUGUUCCAAAAUUAAUACACCUGUUUCUUGUAAAAUAUUGCGACAAUCUGCAUUUACAACAUCAUUACGCGAUCGUCCUGUUGUGUUCAGUCCUCAGCAUGUUGAUGACUUUACUCGAAAAUAUUCAAUUGGUACAUAUGAAAGAAGACACAUACGAGUUGAUGAAGGCAGUCUACUAAUGACAAAUGAUCCAAACAGUAUUUUUUAUCGACUUUUAAGUGAACAACUACAAAAUACAGGUUCAAUUGAUACUCGUUCAACAUAUGAAAAGGAAAAAUUGAAGUUAUUUGAAAAAUAUGACCCAGAACUUGUUAAAUUUCUUAAAGACAGAGAAGGUAAUUUAAAAUCAAAAUAUGACAAAGUUUUUAUUACUUAA
This is a messenger RNA of Rotaria sp. Silwood2, 402 nucleotides long. NCBI's taxonomy places the organism in Eukaryota, Metazoa, Rotifera, Eurotatoria, Philodinida, Philodinidae. The record is from the annotation of a GenBank genome assembly.